UGGAAUGCAUGCCUGCAGACGCUCGAGGGCCAUCACAGUUCGGUGACCUCGGUGGCCUUCUCAGCGGAUGGCCAGCAGGUCGUCUCGGGCUCGGGCGAUAAGACGGUCAAGAUCUGGGAUACGGCAACGGGCGCGUGUGUGCAGACGCUUGAGGGCCAUAAUAAUUCGGUAAACUCAGUAGCCUUCUCAGCGGAUAGCCAGCAGGUCGCGUCAGGCUCGAAUGAUGAGACGGUUAAGAUCUGGGAUGUGGCAACCGGUACGUGCGUGCAGACGCUC
Messenger RNA from Fusarium oxysporum Fo47, 276 nucleotides. Its product is annotated as WD40-repeat-containing domain protein. The transcript has a single exon. Gene Ontology annotation, cellular component: nucleus; transcription repressor complex. Gene Ontology annotation, biological process: negative regulation of transcription by RNA polymerase II. The record is from RefSeq and is a predicted model, not a curated record. Gene Ontology annotation, molecular function: protein binding. Lineage: Eukaryota; Fungi; Ascomycota; Sordariomycetes; Hypocreales; Nectriaceae. The annotation marks the transcript as partial.